AUGGACAAAGAUACCAUCAAGCAAUAUCUGGCUGACAGCCCGCCUUCGGUCGUGCCACUCAGCAUCAAACCUCAUUUCGAGGCUCUAAGCGACGAAGAGAAGCUUUACGCUCACUAUAUCUCUGUAGCCUGUUAUGCCGGCUCUCGCAUCGUUCUACGCCAAGUCUCGCCCGAAUCCGAACACAUUUACGAUCUCAUCGUUGGCCUGUAUCAGCAUGGCAAGGGAGAUUGGAAGGCCCUACAGAAAGAAGCUGGUCUCUCGGAUGAAGAGCUAACCGAGUUUCUCAACUACGCUGCUCAGUUCCUCGGUAACCUGGGCAAUUACAAGUCCUUUGGUGACUCAAAGUUUAUCCCAAGGUUACCCUCGCGCCAGACAAAAGCACUUGCAACGCUGUCCCCAAAAACCCUAGAAUCGUACGAAAAGGCAAAAGAUGGAAUAUACGAGACCAAGUCCGUUGGACUGAUGCACCUUGGCUAUCCCGAUGCCGGCCACCUUUCCACAUACUAUCCCCAAUCGCCCGAUAUCACGAAAGAGGAGAUUACGAAAGUCAGUGACUUUAUGGAGAGCAAAAAGCUCCUGCCCGAAAACACGCGUAUCCGGAAGACUUCCGAAGGCUUCGAGGUUCUGAUAGCCUCUGCUGAGACCGAUCCCUCGGAGAGAGAUAUCCCUGAAUCGGAAUGGACUCUAGACGGAAAGAAAGUCAAGCUCGUCUUUGGAGACUACUCUAUUGAGAUGAAGAAGAUAGCCGAUGCCCUUGAGAAGGCAGGCCAGUACGCUUCGAACGACACCGAGAAAGCAAUGCACAAGGAGUAUGUGAAAUCAUACAAAACUGGAUCUCUCGAGGCAUACAAAGAGAGCCAGAGGCAGUGGAUCAAAGACAAAGGACCAAUGGUGGAGACGGAUAUCGGAUUUGUCGAGACUUACAGAGACCCCCACGGUAUUCGUGGCGAAUGGGAGGGCUUUGUUGCUAUGGUCAAUAAAGAGCGAACCGAAGCCUUUGGCAAGCUGGUCUCAGCUGCACCCGAUCUCAUACCAAGACUACCUUGGAGCGCGGAUUUUGAAAAGGACAAGUUCUUGAGCCCAGACUUUACCUCUCUCGAGGUACUUACCUUUGCCGGAUCAGGCAUUCCUGCUGGCAUCAACAUUCCCAAUUACGACGACAUUCGCCAGAACAUCGGCUUCAAAAAUGUCAGUCUAGGUAACGUCCUUGGCGCAAAGGCCCCCAACGAAAAAGUACCAUUCAUCAAGGAGAGUGAUCUGGCGGUUUAUCAGAAGUACCGUGACGCAGCAUUCGAGGUUCAGGUGGGCUUACACGAACUACUUGGACACGGUUGUGGCAAGCUCCUGCAAGAAACAAAGCCUGGAGAGUUCAACUUUGAUAGGAAGCUGAAGAAUCCGCUCGACGGCCAGGAGAUCAAGACCUGGUACGGUCCUGGCCAGACCUGGGGCAGUGUGUUCGGUCCGAUCGCGGCAAGUUAUGAAGAGUGUCGAGCGGAGUGCGUCGCCAUGGCCCUGACCUGCGACUUCGACAUCCUUGAGAUCUUUGGCUUAGGCAAUGGAAAGGAUGACAUCGAUGGUCCAGCAGGUGACGUGCUCUAUGCCAGCUAUCUGAGCAUGGCUCGCGCUGGUAUCGCUGCUCUCGAAUUCUGGGAUCCAAAAAGCCGCAAAUGGGGCCAAGCGCACAUGCAAGCACGCUUCUCUAUCCUCCGGACUUUCCUCAACGCCGGAGUUGAAUUUUGUGAGCUCGAAUACACCAAAGAUGACCUCUCUGAUCUCACCAUUCGACUUGAGCGAUCCAAGAUUCUCAGUUUGGGACGUCCAGCUGUGGAGGAGUAUCUGAAGAAGCUGCAGAUUUACAAGGCUACUGCGGAUGUCAAGCAUGGCACCCGUAUGUAUAACGAGAUCACAGACGUGGAGCCCUUCUACGAGACCAAAGUCCGGCCAGCCGUUUUGGCGGCGAAACAGCCCAGGAAAGUGUUUGUGCAAGCUAGCACUUUCAUUGAGGGCAACAAGGCCGUCUUGAAGGAGUACGAUCCGACUCCAGAGGGAAUGAUCCAAAGUUUCGCAGAGCGAAGCUACAUCUAG
Pseudovirgaria hyperparasitica is the source of this 2085-nucleotide messenger RNA. RefSeq names its product dipeptidyl-peptidase III. Gene Ontology annotation, biological process: proteolysis. Gene Ontology annotation, molecular function: dipeptidyl-peptidase activity; metalloexopeptidase activity. Bases 1 to 2085 code for a protein of 694 amino acids. Lineage: Eukaryota; Fungi; Ascomycota; Dothideomycetes; Acrospermales; Acrospermaceae. The record is from RefSeq and is a predicted model, not a curated record. The transcript is spliced from 4 exons. Gene Ontology annotation, cellular component: cytoplasm.